Molecule: messenger RNA, 1904 nt
Organism: Drosophila subpulchrella
Lineage: Eukaryota; Metazoa; Arthropoda; Insecta; Diptera; Drosophilidae
Exons: 4
Coding region: 149-1843 (564 amino acids)
Source: RefSeq, a predicted model, not a curated record
AGGUUUACCCAACCCUUGCGACUGCGCGGACGAAGUGCAUCCGAAACCAGGACAUCUAGUCGGUGCGUGACCUGGCGAAUGGUGGGCCCAAAACGGAAGUGCACAAAAACAAACAGUGAAAGCAGGACGGACUUCCGCUUCUGGCAGAAUGAGCUCGCACUAUCUCAAUACCUGUGUGAAAGUUCCCAUCGAUCCGUGCAACAACUGUCCAGCUCCGGUCUACAAUCGCCCCAAGCUCUGCACACUCGGUGGAAAGAAACCACCGGAUACAGCUCCUAAAGGAUCCCAGGAAGCGGAAACGCCUCCGUGGAACAGCCAGAUGGGUGUCAGGUCUCUAGCUAAAUUCUACGACAGUAUACCUGACUACUGUGAUGUUAAGCACCUGCAUCAGGCGGAGUUCUACUCCACACUGGAAAGCCUGCGGAGCACUAGCCGUGAACUGCGAUCGCAGCCCGCCGCUGCUUCUACUCGAGAACGAUGUGCUAGUGCUACCAGCGGCUCUUUGAGUCAUGGAAAGUCCAAAAUGCGGUCAUCCAAGGGAAAGAAGAUUAAAAAGCGUCCCCUGGUGCUGGAUCCUGUGCCUCCGCCACAAAUCCUAGUGAUCCCUGAGCAUCAAGAUAGGUGCAUUACACAGGCCGUGAUCCAUACUCCUAAUUCCAGUUGCCUCAGCGAGGAGUACGACAAGUGCCUGAGGGACUUGAGUCGUCUGAAGAGCUUCAAAGAGGACUUUGCCGUGGAGGUGGCUGACUUCAAAAGGUCCCUUAAAAGUUUCGAGGCAGAGUUUCGCAGGCCAAAGUCCACCAGCAGCAAUGGGACUCAAACGCAGACGCACGACAAAAGCCAGACCCAAACCCGCUGCCAGCCGAACUUUAAUCCUGGCCAGCACACUGCUGAACGGGCCAAGUGCCGAAGGGAAAUGCUUCGAAGGUGUUUUAGUGUCAAUGAUCUUCAAGGAAGUUCCUCAGUCCCCAACCCGAAUCCUUCCAAGCUCGCUCAACCCUCGCUAAGCAACUAUUUCCCACGCAGCAAGGAUAAGGAUGAAGAAGUUCCCAAGAUACAGAUACAAUCGCCAACCACCUCCUCCAAGCGAAGUAGUAGUGCCUCCACUACAGGAAGGGGGCGAGGCAGGCGCGGAAGGGGAAGGAAAUCGAAGCCAUUGUCCAUUCCGAAAGAGGAGAAACCACUGCCAUCGCUGAGCCUCUUUGAGUUGCCAGAGGAACCGGUCCAGAGGCGAACGCCAAGUGUGUCGCCAUUGCACCCGGUUUCGCGUCCAAACCUAGCGGCCACUUUAAGGGCUGAAGUUUCUAAAAAAAAAGUUAAGGAGCUAAAGAACAACUGUACUUUUCAUGAUCCUCGGCCGCAAUUUGAUUGGGAGGUCCGAAAGACGCCUGCUUGGAAGUCGCUGUCCUUAAACGAAUCCCACAAGGCCUUGUUAUCCAUCCGGCUGGCUACCCGGAAGGCAGAACAGGCUUUUCAAGAGCGGCAGUACGAACUGCAUAUGGAGAUGAUGCGGCAGAGGGUCAAAUCCGCUCCACUUCUUCUCGAGGGACCCACCUUUUGGGGCCCGGAGGUGGGCAAGUUAACCCACACCUGCCGUAGCGAGGAAAUGCGCCACUCCUGCGAGGGCAGCCGGCAGCGGAGGAAGAAAAAAUCAGAGUGCCCAGUGCAAGAUGCGGAUACAAAGCUUCAGCAGCUGCGCAAGAUCUAUGGGUCUGAAAAGUCCUGUUCUAGACAGUCCCAAAGGAGCAAGCGAUCCGGGAGAAGGCCACAGGUACUGGUCUCGGAGACUCCCAGCCACGACAGCGGUGACGACCUGUGCAGCGUGGACCGAGCUUUCCUCUAGAGAAUCACCUAAUUUCCAAGCACCUAGUCACAAUAUAUGUAAACUUUUUGGAUUGAGCUAA